UCAAGUGGUGUCAGUUUUUAGCCCUCAGUAGACUUGGAGACACGUCGAGAUGUGCGCCUUGAACGGGCUACGGCCAAUCGUGCUUGUGCUAGCCACCUCGUUCGCGGUGUUAGGACUCUGCGACACCGCCGUGAACACCUCGGACACCGCGGUGAACAGCUCCAACACCCCUGACACCGUGGUGGGACCCCCUGGAGCCCCGCGCACCAAGCGACUCACCACCUUCGGAAAAUCGGCUAACAUGCCAAGCCCGUCACCACCGCUAUCAGCGGGCAUUGUGGUGGGUGCAGCCGGCAUCACAGAGUGCAGCACCCAGCUGGACUGCGAGCUCAUUCAAUACACCGAGUGCCGGGUGCUGAGUACGAGUACAGGUGCAAGCGAUGGCAGCGGCACGCGUGCCGUGUGUCUCUGCAUGGACAACGCGCUGCCCGUCAACGGAGCUUGCUCGGCCAGACCUAGAGAUACACGAGGCUAUGUGCCAUUUGGAAACAGGAAGCCAAAUAAAGCUCUGCGGACGCCAUGCAAUUCGGACAAUGAAUGCCUUGAAGGCGCCGAGUGUAUCAUCAACCCCAAUGCCACAGUCAACAUCAACCAGAGAAUGUGCUACUGCAUGCCCGGCUGGCUAGAGGUUGAAGGAUAUUGUAACGGUUCUUCCAUAGAGAGUGCAUCGAUAUUGAUCACAUUGACAUUUGCUGUGUUGCUAGCCACAUACUCCCAGAUGUGAUUGGCCGGUCACCCAUACAACUGGUGAACAUCCUUGCAAGACCAACAUGAGACAAACUUGAUGCCAGUUCUGUUCACAUAUUGUAGAAACGAAUACCGCACAGUUUUUAAAAGUGUCUGAUUUAAUACAUUUUUUAAAAUUUAAGAAUCAUGUCUGUUCAACGAAUUUAUUUCUUAAUUCAUUCUUCUUAAUUUAUUCUUCUCAAUUUAUACAUUGAUACAUACAAUAAAUCAUUCUCAACUAUGAAUGAUUGGGAAAUACAAUAAUUAAUUAAGUGAAAUGAAGGUACCUACAAUAAAUAAGAGUGUAGAAGAUUUAAUAUAAUUUAUCGUUUUUAUUGAUGAGGCUCUGCCUAGCAGUGCAAUAAUUGGAAAUUAAAUUAUAUUGAUGUUCGAAAAAUUAUCUUUUCCAAUGUUUGUGAGAAGAUAAAGAUAUCCUGCUUUGCUGUGAUGCCUUUGAGUUACCAUAUAUUUGUUACCUAUAAGAGUCAUUCCACAAACUUUCCUUAUUGUCUCAACUUUUUCAAUCCAAUUCAAUUUAUUUCCAUCAAGAAAAAUACAUUAAUAAAACAUUUACAAACAAUUCAAUCCAUAUUUUUAGGGAAUAAAUAUUUACCCACAUAGUGGUCCGUGUGUGGGGAAAAGAAUUCUUAUCUAUAAUAACCGUUAUCAACUUAUCUUUGAUUACAAUACUAUCUAACUUUUAACUUGAAUCUACAAUAUAUGUUCUGUAAUUAGGAAUUUUAUCAUCUACAUUGCCAUGAUAUAGGGAUAUCAAUCACAAUAUUUUCUUAAUAUUAAAUUUCCUUAAUCAUUUGCAUUCAUGAAAUAGUCAAUAUCAAUAAUUUUUCUACUUUAAUAGGGAAUUGAUCAUCCAAAUUGCCAGGAUAUGGAGAAUUAAUUACAAUCAUUUUAUUAUAAUAAUCUUUGACAUUCGUGAAAUAAUUUAUAUCUAUGUUGCCUACUCAGACUAUGAAAAAAUUAUUUACUUAUUUUAUGAGCAUUUAUGUAUUUAUAUGUACCGUAUUAAGAAUAAUUGUAUGUAAUAAAUAGAACAUUUAAUAGUAGAUGAAUGUGAUACUAUGUUACAUGAUAUAGAUUUCACUAAAACGUUUGAAGAGUUACUAUGCAAUCUUUUAUUUAUAAACAUGCUAUUGUAACUAUCUGUGAAUCAUCAAUCGAAGAAAUCAUGAUUUUUUAAUACUUUUCCAAGUUGUCAUAAUAUGAAAAAUUGUAUAAUAGUUUUUAAAACCUGAAGAUGAUGUUUAACACUGAAAGUAGUGUUGUUUGAACUAGUAGACUAAUUUGUAUUUUUAAUCUAUAAUUCUAUUAAUUUCAAAAAAGGUUGUAUAAUUCUAUUUUAUAAAA
Molecule: messenger RNA, 2091 nt
Organism: Nilaparvata lugens (brown planthopper)
Lineage: Eukaryota; Metazoa; Arthropoda; Insecta; Hemiptera; Delphacidae
Gene: sosie
Exons: 5
Coding region: 50-724 (224 amino acids)
Source: RefSeq, a predicted model, not a curated record